Messenger RNA from Leptopilina heterotoma, 4243 nucleotides. Its product is annotated as formin-2. The transcript has 11 exons. The record is from RefSeq and is a predicted model, not a curated record. Gene Ontology annotation, cellular component: actin filament; cytoplasm; cytoskeleton. Gene Ontology annotation, biological process: actin filament network formation; cortical actin cytoskeleton organization; actin nucleation. Bases 344 to 3871 code for a protein of 1175 amino acids. Gene Ontology annotation, molecular function: actin filament binding; microtubule binding. Lineage: Eukaryota; Metazoa; Arthropoda; Insecta; Hymenoptera; Figitidae.
AACAUAGGGAGAAGGAGAGAAGAGAGAUAGACGGAGAGUACGAUAAGGUCGGGAAUCAGAAUAAAUAAUUAUGUACCAUAAUUAGCUUCUCAAGUGUUUCACUACGAAUAGUAAAUUGCUUUGUAAUAUUUGCUUACAAUGCACAAGUGAAUUUUUUAUAACAAAAUUUUUGUGUUUGAAUCUAAGACGUGUUUUUAUUUUUAUAUCAUGUUAAAAAUUUAUUGUCCUCUGUGUUAUCGAAAUAUUUGUAAAAAUGGCCUUGUAGCGCAUCUAAUUGAAUUUACAAUUCCGAAUUUCAAAAGAUUAAAAGCGUUAAAUAAGUGAGCGAGGAUAUUGAACCAAGAUGUUAAAAGGGUUUGAAGAUGACGCAGGCGCAAAAUUGCACCAAUUCACUUCUAGUCAGAAGCUGCGCAAUUUUGCACGCGUCUGGAUAAAUCGUUGGAGGGUGUUUUAUGCGGGAGAUGCUGCAAAUCACCUGAGUAUAACACCACCACCACCGUCACUACCUGUGAUGGGUAACCUGCAAAGUGAUGGCAAGAAAAAACAACGAAAAUCAAAAGACUCCAGUGCCAUCCUCGAUGAAACAGCAGGAACUCCAAUUCAAUCAUCAAAUGUUAAAAUCUCCCUUGACAAAGUUCGCACACCUGUCAAGAGGCCAGCACCAAAGCCACCACCUAUUAUCAAGUCAAAAAAAGAGGAAGAAACAAAACAGAAGGAAGAGGAGGAGACGAGGAGGAGGAGGAGUAGCAGUAGUAAAGAGAAUGAGCCGAAUAAUGAUGAACGUGAGGAAGUUAGAAAAACAGUUUCAGUGGACCUGGAGAUUAAGGCCCAACGACCAUCCGAGCCUGCCUCCCCACCCACGAGUGAGAACCUGGAGGGCGAGAGGAACAUCUCGCACUCUUCGGAUCCGAUCGCGACGGACCUCACGAAUGUGCCACCACUCGGGGUUUUACCGGUAGAUACCGAGGGUCCACCUCUACUCGUGACCGACUCUUGGCGUCGUGUUAACAAGAGUGUAACCACCCCAGAAAUCCCAACACCGCCAAGUCAACAAUCGUCGAGCGACAGUGUUUUCACGGAUCCCGACGAAAUCACAAUGGUUGCCGAAAAUGAAAUUCGAAUUGAAAAAUCCCUCAUCUGUCCCACCAAAGACAUCAAGGACAAUAAUAAUCAGCCCAGUGAGGAAUUUAAGUCACCAUUCUCCGUUUCCCGUCACAGGAGAGUUGAACUGACACCAGUUUCCCACAAAAUUGGGAAUCUGCACUCGAACUCGUCCAGAUCGUCUCGAAGACACAGUAUCAACGAUGACGGAACAGUUCUCAAGAGAGUGGCCAGUCUCACUUUAGACAGGGUCACCCUUGACACAAGAAGCAGUAGCAGAAAGAUAAAUCUCACACCACAAAAAUUGGAGACACAUCGAUUUGAAAAAUUCGAAGGACGAUACGUUGUGAAGUGGAUUACGGCAGGAGUUUUAAAACAUCUUAAUAAAACAACCCAAAUGUCAGAAGCGGAACUAAAGAAAAUUUGCUCUGCAUUUUGUGUCCAUUUAGUGUCGGCUGGAAUUUUAAAACCCGCCCUUUCCAAUGAAGAAAAUUCGACAUUCACGCCAGAUGAUAUAUACUACUGGGCAACUCAGGAGCCGGUCGCUUUCGUUCCGGGUAAACUGAGUCAAGAGUCUUCGCCUUCAGAUUCCGUAAAAUGUCUACAAGAUGAGGUGGACAGUUUGCAGAAGGAAGUGGAAAGACUUCGUCAAAUGGAGAGGAUCAAUCAGGACAAAUUACGUUCCACUAUGCAUGAUGCAAAAGAAUUAUCACUUUCAUUAAGGCAUCAGAUAGAAGAACCUAGUCAUCAAAAACCAGGAGCUGAAAUUUCUCUUCAAUUUUCUUUACCAGGAAUUGGAAGUCCACUUUCUCUUCAGUCAGUUCCUGAGGCGGACAGUCCUCCCCCAGUGACAGGGGGACGACUUCCAACCGUGCCUGGAAAUGAAGAUGAUCCUCCCUCCACAAUACCUGAAGUUGAUGGUUCAUUCUCAGGAAGUGAAGCAGAAACUUCUAUAUAUGUGGCUGGUCCACCACCACCACCUCCUCCUUUACCUCAAGUAACAGGAGCACCUCCUCCUCCACCUAUGCCUCCUCCUCCUCCUCCUCCUUUACCUGAAACAAUAGCGAUACCACCACCUCCACCUAUUUCUGGAAUAAUAGGAGCACCUCCUCCUCCACCUAUGCCUGGAGUAACAGCAGCCCCUCCUCCACCUCCGUUUCCUGGAAUUGUCUGCCCACCACCUCCACCUAUGCCUGGAGCACCUCCACCGCCUCCAAUGCCUGGAAUGUCAGUUCCACCACCACCACCACCACCUCCCGUGCCUGGAAUUGGAGGAAUUCCUCCACCUCCACCAAUGUUUGGAGCUGGAGGACCACCAGUUCCACCGCCGCCAAUGCCUGGAUUAGGAGGUCCACCACCUCCUCCACCAUUUGGAAGUCCAGCGCCUUUUCCAACACCCCCUGCUGGAGGUUGGAAUCCACCAAAUAAACCAGUGAUGAGGAAGGAACUAUUAAAUCCUGAGGUUCCAAUGAAGCCUCUCUACUGGACCAGAAUUCUCGUGCAAGGUGAAAAAGUACCACUCGAUAGUCCAGAAUCUCCAGAGACUCCACUCUGGGUGAAUCUGGAAGAAGACAAGGACCUAAAUAUCAAAGAAUUCGCGGAAUUAUUUUCACGACAAGUCACUGAAAGAAAGCCAACAAUGAAGAAAGAUGAGACCGUCAAGCAAUCAAAGAUACAGCCUGCUAAAAUUUUAGACUCCAAAAGAUCCAAGAUGGUUGGAAUAUUGGAGAAAAGUCUUCAUGUCGAUUUUAGCGAGGUGGAGAAUGCGGUUUAUAAUUUGGACACAAGUGUCGUGAAUCUCGAAGCUCUUUAUCAAAUUUACGAAGUCAGACCAUCUCCAAAGGAAUUGGAAGACAUUGCAAUGCAUGAAGCUGAGCAUCCUGAAAUUCCACUUGAUUCACCGGAAGUAUUUUUAAAGCGUCUAUCGGGAAUUCAACAUUUUACCGAAAGAAUAGCGUGUCUGAUGUUUCAAAUAGAAUUUCAAGAUGCAAUAUCAUCAGUUUCAUCAAAAUUGACAAAUCUCCGUUCACUUUGUGAAUAUAUGAAGAAUUCGAGUUCAUUGAAAAAAGUCAUGGCACUAAUACUCACUCUCGGCAAUUAUAUGAAUGGAGGGAAUAGAAUGAGGGGUCAAGCCGACGGCUUCGGUCUCGAGAUCCUUGGCAAAUUGAAAGAUGUCAAGUCUAAAGUGCCUGGAGUGACCCUCUUACAUUACGUCGUGAAGAUGAAAUUAACACUUAAGGGAGAUUACACUUUUGAUGAACCGUUACCGUUACCGGUUCCAGAGCCUGCAGACGUUGAAGCAGCGGGUUCAAUCAAUUUCGAGGAAAUUUCCAAGGAAUUGGAUCGCCUUGAAAGAGAAUUGGAUGGUUGUAGGAGAAAAUGUCAUAUUGUCGUUGAAGGAAAUCCCAAAAAUGCAGGACCAUUUAGGAAAAAAAUGGAUUCGUUUUUAAAAGAGGCAGUGACUGAAUUAGCGAGUGAGAAGAAAAGUUUACAAGAAGCAAAAAAUAAAUUUCGAGGUGUUAUGUUAUAUUAUCAAUACAUUCCCAAAGGCUGUACAAUCGACUCUGCCGAUCCUCAUGAUUUCUUCAUGCUUUGGCUCUCCUUCUGUCAAGAUUUUAAGGAUAUUUGGAAAAAGGAGCAGCAAAGAAUAAGAACUGAAAAAAUCGAGCAAGUACGACAAAAGUAUGGAAAGAGGAGAAAUUUCGAAGUUGUGAAAAAAAGUGAAACUGGUUUAAAGGCUAGAUUACAGAAAUUAACGUCAAAAAGAUGAGACACGGUGUUAAUGUUUUCCUCUCUUUUUCUUAUUAAAACUAAAAUUGUUUGUGAUAUAUUUAUAGUUUUUAUAGUGUAACAUAACUAUUUGUACGUAAUUUUUUUUUUGUACAUAUUUUGUAAGUUGUAUAAUAUUUUGUGAAUACUAUUUUUUUACUCUCAUUAGUGGAAAGAAAAUUGAAUAAUUAUAUUAUACAUGACAUUGUAGGAUUAUGUGUUGUAUUGUUUUUUGUUAUUUGUAAAUAUAAAAAUAUGCAUCGAUCGUUUAUUGAAUGUUAAGUUUAACGCACAAAAAAUCUAUAAAAUGUAAAAUAAUCAUUAAUCAUUUUGAGACAAAUAAUUAAUAAUAAAAAUCAUUUUUAUAAAAAAA